GUGUGUGUGUGAGUGUGUUCAUGUGUCCGUGCAUCCCUCCCCCACACUCCUGGCGCGGCGUUUUGCAGGGUUAAUGAGGGGGAAUAUGCCGAGGAGCGCACCGUAGUGAAGGAAAAAACCAAGGAAGAGGCGGAGGAAGAGGAGGGAGAUGAGGGGGCCAACUUCCUCAAGAACCGCCAACAGAUGAAGAUGUCUGAGCUGGACGAACAGCUGGCUGAGUACAUCGCUGAGUGGCGGAAGCAGCGCGCCAAGGAGGAGGACGAGCUGAGGAAACUCAAAGACAAACAGGCCAAGAGGAAGGUCCUCCGCGCUGAGGAAGAGAAGAAACUGACCGAGCAGAAGAAGGCUGAGGAGGAGAGGAAGAUGAGGGAGGAGACCGAGAGGAAGCAGCGUGAGCAGGAGGAGAAGAGGAAGAGGCUGGAGGAGGCGGAGAAGAAGCGCCAGGCACUCAUGAAGGGCACCAUGGAAGGAGGCGGAAAGAAGUUCUCUCGCAGGGGAGGUGGAGACAAGCUCUCCAACAUCCAGGCCGCUAAGGGUGAGCUCGGCAAGACUCGCGAGCAGCUGGCAGAGGAGAAGAAGAUCGCUCUGUCCAUCCGCGUCAAGCCCCUCAACAUCGACGGCAUUGGAUCCGCUAACCUGCGCUCCAAGGCCGAGGAUAUGUGGAACCUGAUCGUCAAGCUGGAGACCGAGAAGUACGACAUGGAGGAGCGGAUGAAGCGUCAGGACUACGAUUUGAAGGAGCUGAGAGAGAGACAGAAGCAACAGCUAAGGCAAAAGGCUCUCAAAAAGGGUCUUGAUCCUGAAGCGUUGACUGGCAAGCACCCGCCCAAGAUCCAGACCGCCUCCAAAUUCGAGCGCCGUACUGACCGCCGAACAUACGACGACAAGAAGAAGCUGUUCGAGGGUGGAUGGGACGUUGUGCUCAAAGACGAUUCGGAGAAAUUAUGGAAGGAAAAGUAUGAGGAGUUUAUGGCGAGGACGAGAACCCAGCUCCCCAAGUGGUUCGGCGAGCGACCCGGCAAGAAGGCAGGAGACCCCGAAUCCCCCGAAGAGGCUGAGGUCGAGGAGGAACUUGAGCCCCCGCCACCAGAGCCCGAGUACGAGGAGGAAGAGGAAGAGGAGGAGGAAGAGGAGGAGGAGGAGGAAGAGGAGGAAGAGUAAGAGCUCUGCCCUCCUUCUCGCCCCCCCUUCAAACCCCCUCUCUACCGCCCCCUUCGGUCCGUAUCUCUGUCUCUGUAAUACGAUAUACGCUGAGUCAUUACUAUCCUUACUAUUACUUCCUUACUACAAUCAUUACGCAUCGUGCUGUCGCUGGCUACGUAUGACGAUUGGCCUUGUUCUUGCUUCUCCUUCAUUGGUGGGUCAAAAGGACGAAUUGGACUACUAACAAACUGAUGAUGUUGAUGUUGAUAUGUCUGGCAGGACGUGUAAAGAACAGGAAAACUAAAAAACAGAACAAGUAAACUACACAGCUGAAGUAGUGGAGGAUUGGGAGAAAGGGGGGUCUAGGAGGGGAGCGCCACCCCCUUUUGUCCCCCCGUCACCCCGCCCCCCCUCCACCAGUCAGCAGGAAGACGCCCCCCUUACAUUGGGUCGUGGGAGUGUGGGGAAAGGAAGGAGUUUGGCCCCCCAGCCCCCUAGCACCUCCGCCCCCCCCAGCCCGCGGCCCUCCCCCCCCCCUCACCACCACCAGCACCACCUGUUUGUGUACCUCGUGGCCUAGAGGCGGAUAAACAAACAGAGGAGUAAACCAACCAACAAACAAACAAACUGGUCUAUUUCGUGUACUAUCCUAACUGGUAUAGUUUCUUUCAAAAUACAAACUGUUUAUCAA
This is a messenger RNA of Eriocheir sinensis (Chinese mitten crab), 1834 nucleotides long. It is a transcript of the gene TpnT, whose product is annotated as troponin T, skeletal muscle-like. The transcript has 11 exons. Gene Ontology annotation, biological process: muscle contraction; sarcomere organization; regulation of muscle contraction. Gene Ontology annotation, molecular function: tropomyosin binding. The record is from RefSeq and is a predicted model, not a curated record. The coding region runs from base 184 to 1161 and encodes 325 amino acids. Gene Ontology annotation, cellular component: troponin complex. NCBI's taxonomy places the organism in Eukaryota, Metazoa, Arthropoda, Malacostraca, Decapoda, Varunidae.